Dissoconium aciculare CBS 342.82 is the source of this 930-nucleotide messenger RNA. RefSeq names its product NAD(P)-binding protein. The record is from RefSeq and is a predicted model, not a curated record. The transcript is spliced from 4 exons. The coding region runs from base 138 to 884 and encodes 248 amino acids. Lineage: Eukaryota; Fungi; Ascomycota; Dothideomycetes; Mycosphaerellales; Dissoconiaceae.
GAGGAACCGUGGAUCUGAUAUUUAAUCGUUUCAAAUAGCUGUCUCGAUUGCCGUGAUUCUGCUCUUGCUUUCCACCUCCCGUCUUUCUACGCGUAAUCAGAACGAAUUUACGACAUCAUAAUUCCGACGCAUAAACCAUGGUUGGUAGACUUCAAGGCAAAGUGGCCAUCGUCACCGGAGGCGCUGGUGGUUUUGGCAAGGGCAUCGCAGCCAAGUUCGUGGAGGAGGGCGCGUCAGUCGUGAUCGCGGACUUUGUCGAAGAAGCGGGACAGGCUACCGCAAGUGAAUUGAAGUGCGAGUUCCAGCGUGCCGAUGUCACCAAGGUGCAAGAUUGGGAAAACAUCAAGCAAUUCUGCGAUCAAAAGUUCGGCCGCAUCGAUGUGGUUGUGAACAAUGCUGGAACCACAUACCGGAACAAGGACACCAAUGAGGUGACCGAAGAGGAAUAUGACAAGGUCUUUAACGUCAACGUCAAGUCCAUCUACUUCGCCACGCACGUCAUCGUUCCCUAUCAGCAAGAGAAGAAGUCUGGUGGAGUCUGGAUCAACAUCGCCUCGACAGCGGGCAGCCGACCACGGCCAGGCUUGACAUGGUACAGCGCGUCCAAAGCGGCCGUAAUAAUUGCGACGAAGAGUUUGGCAGUAGAUUACGCCUCGGACAACAUUCGCUUCAUGUCCGUCAGCCCUGCGGUUGGCCUGGGAACAGCUUUGAGCGCGAACUUCCUCGGGAAGCCGGAGAACGAGACAUCUUUCAUGGCGACCAUUCCACUCGGUCGCGGCACGACGGCGAGUGAUGUUGGAAACACAUGCGCUUAUCUCGCCAGCGAAGAGGCAAAAUUCUUAACGGGUGUCGACGUUCCUGUCGACGGGGGACGAUGCGUGUAGAACAUGCAGUUAUUGGCAAUGAAUGACAAAAGAUCUGAUUACUGCG